Molecule: messenger RNA, 1571 nt
Organism: Xyrauchen texanus (razorback sucker)
Lineage: Eukaryota; Metazoa; Chordata; Actinopteri; Cypriniformes; Catostomidae
Gene: tubb4ba
Product: beta-tubulin family protein
Exons: 4
Coding region: 92-1423 (443 amino acids)
Biological process (GO): mitotic cell cycle; microtubule cytoskeleton organization
Cellular component (GO): cytoplasm; microtubule
Molecular function (GO): GTPase activity; GTP binding; structural constituent of cytoskeleton
Source: RefSeq, a predicted model, not a curated record
AGUGGAGUCAGCGCGCGGAGUGAAAUCUGUAACGGUAGUCACAGUUGUCUUUUUUAAUUUAACGUAUUUUUCCCCCCGUUAACGUUUUACCAUGAGGGAAAUUGUUCAUCUGCAAGCUGGUCAGUGUGGAAACCAAAUCGGUGCCAAAUUUUGGGAGGUGAUUAGUGAUGAGCACGGAAUUGACCCAACGGGAACUUAUCAUGGAGACAGUGAUCUGCAGCUGGAGCGGAUAAAUGUGUACUACAAUGAAGCCACUGGUGGAAAGUAUGUUCCCCGUGCUGUUCUUGUCGACCUGGAGCCUGGAACCAUGGAUUCAGUAAGAUCUGGACCAUUUGGGCAGGUCUUCAGGCCAGAUAACUUUGUCUUUGGUCAGAGUGGUGCUGGAAAUAACUGGGCCAAGGGUCAUUACACGGAAGGAGCUGAGCUUGUAGACUCUGUUCUGGAUGUGGUCCGUAAGGAAGCGGAGAGCUGUGACUGCCUACAAGGCUUCCAGCUCACCCACUCCCUUGGUGGAGGUACUGGGUCAGGCAUGGGCACCCUCCUUAUCAGCAAAAUCCGUGAGGAGUAUCCAGACCGCAUCAUGAACACCUUUAGCGUGGUACCCUCACCCAAAGUCUCAGACACCGUUGUGGAGCCUUACAAUGCCACGCUGUCUGUCCACCAGCUGGUGGAGAACACCGAUGAAACAUACUGUAUUGACAAUGAGGCGCUAUAUGAUAUCUGCUUCCGUACACUCAAACUUACUACACCCACCUACGGUGAUCUGAACCACCUCGUUUCUGCCACAAUGAGUGGGGUCACCACCUGCCUGCGCUUCCCUGGCCAGCUCAACGCUGACCUGCGUAAACUGGCUGUCAAUAUGGUGCCUUUCCCCCGUCUGCAUUUCUUCAUGCCGGGCUUUGCCCCUCUCACCAGCAGGGGGAGUCAGCAAUACAGAGCUCUUACAGUCCCAGAGCUCACCCAGCAGAUGUUUGAUGCCAAGAACAUGAUGGCUGCUUGUGACCCUCGUCACGGCCGCUAUCUCACCGUUGCUGCUAUUUUCCGUGGCCGUAUGUCCAUGAAAGAAGUGGAUGAGCAGAUGCUGAAUGUCCAGAACAAGAACAGCAGCUAUUUUGUGGAGUGGAUCCCAAACAAUGUCAAGACUGCCGUUUGUGACAUCCCUCCUCGUGGCCUCAAAAUGGCUGCCACGUUCAUUGGCAACAGCACCGCCAUCCAGGAGCUGUUCAAGCGCAUCUCCGAGCAGUUCACAGCUAUGUUUAGACGUAAGGCAUUCUUGCAUUGGUACACUGGUGAAGGAAUGGAUGAGAUGGAGUUCACUGAGGCAGAGAGCAACAUGAAUGACCUGGUGUCUGAAUACCAGCAGUACCAAGACGCAACUGCAGAAGAGGAGGGCGAGUUUGAGGAAGAGGAAGAGCUUGCAUAAAACAUUUACAUAAAAAGUUCUUGUCCACUGUUCUGUUCAGUUUUAUGAUUCUUGGUUUUGUCUUUAUGUUCUGUCCACUCUUUCAGUUUCACAAGCAGCAAAAAGCUAUUUGUGUACACCAAUUCAUAUUAAAUAUCUAAGUUCUGUC